AUGGCCUGGCCAACUUCCAUGCCCUUGUUCGUGAUAGCUAUUCUGAUUGCCAAUCAGAUAAAAUCUUCAUUACCUCUCUUCAUAGGUGUUCUUCUUUUGGGAGACGCAUACAAUAUGAGGCAUCCACUUACUGGUGGAGGAAUGACUGUUGCUUUUAAAGAUAUAAAACUAUGGAGAAAACUGCUAAAGGGCAUCCCUGACCUUUAUGAUGAUGCAGCUAUUUUUGAGGCCAAAAAAUCAUUUUACUGGGAAAGAAAAGCAUCUCAUUCCUUUGUCGUGAAUAUUCUUGCUCAGGCUCUUUAUGAAUUAUUUUCUGCCACAGAUGAUUCCCUGCAUCAACUAAGAAAAGCCUGUUUCCUUUAUUUCAAACUUGGUGGUGAAUGUGUUGCGGGUCCUGUUGGGCUGCUUUCUGUAUUGUCUCCUAACCCUCUGGUUUUAAUUGGACAUUUCUUUGCUGUUGCAGUCUAUGCUAUAUAUUUUUGCUUUAAGUCGGAACCUUGGAUGACAAAACCUCGAGCUCUUCUCAGUAGUGGUGCUGUUUUGUACAAAGCGUGUUCUGUAAUAUUUCCUCUCAUUUACUCAGAAAUGAAGUAUAUGGUUCAUUAAGCUUAAAGGGGAACGAUUUGUGAAUGAAUAUUUGGAACUUACCAAGUCCUAAGAGACUUCUGGAAGAGGAGGUGUAUAGCAUAGCACCAUACCACUUCUAAAGUGGAAACUCUUGGACCCAGAUUUGGAUUAAUUUGUUUUUGAAGUUUUUUGUAUAUAAAUAUGUAAAUACAUGCUUUAAUUUGCAAAAUGAAGGGUAAAACAAGUUAGAUAUUUAAAAGAAAUGAUUGUUUACCAUAAAUUAGUGCUAAUACUGAGGAGAACUACAGUUUUUCUUUUGAAUUUAGUAUUUGAGAUGAGUUGUUGGGACAUGAAAAUAAAAUGAAGAAUGAACUUU
Molecule: messenger RNA, 943 nt
Organism: Mandrillus leucophaeus (drill)
Lineage: Eukaryota; Metazoa; Chordata; Mammalia; Primates; Cercopithecidae
Product: squalene monooxygenase-like
Exons: 5
Coding region: 1-606 (201 amino acids)
Biological process (GO): sterol biosynthetic process; cholesterol metabolic process
Cellular component (GO): membrane; endoplasmic reticulum
Molecular function (GO): flavin adenine dinucleotide binding; squalene monooxygenase activity
Source: RefSeq, a predicted model, not a curated record